AGUCAGUGAUGUUAGUGUGAACUGGUGUUUCAAUUGGUCUUUUCAUGGUGUUGAAGAAGAGGGCUGGUCCAGUGUCAGAAUAAAAAAACAUCUACUUCCUCUUCCUCUUCACUCCUGCUUCACUGCAGACUCACACACCAUCUCUGAACCUUCUCAUCUCAGCAACAGAUAACAUGGCACCCGUGGUACCACUGAGGGGUCUCAUCUUCCUCGGCCUGCUUCAUCUGUGUGUUCAAGGCAUUCAAGGCGAUGUAAACACUGCUGUCCUGGCUAAAAUGACACAGUAUUUUUAUGACAAUGUCCAGCCGAAGACCAAGAUGGGAAUUGAUGCUCAGUACGCGAUAGCGAUCAGUGUCUCAAAGGAUCAGUGUACAGAUGAAGAACAAUUUGAUAUCCAGACUGUGUUCAGCAAGCAAGAUGCAAAACAUGUAAAAGAUAAGCUCAAUAAAGGAGAGAAAUGUUUAAAACUCACUGAAGACGAGAAAUGCACAAGUUUAGGCAAUGUCAUUGCUACAAGGCCAGAUAUAAAUGUAAAACCAGAGGAGCAUGCUGAGCAUAUUCUGCUCUAUCCUCCUAUAGGUGAAACUGAAUCUCCAAUGGACAGACUUCUAGCAAAGGCAGGUCAGAAAACCUGUGUAGUUUUCUAUUCUUACAACUCACCUUGUGUGAAAACAUGCAUUAAGGGUCAAAACAAUAAUAUUUUAGAGGGCCUUUCAAACUGGAUAAAUAAAAAUAAAAAUGGAAAUAAUGCAUUUGUCUUCCAAGAGAUCUGGCAGAAGGACAGCACGAAGAAGCUGCAAGAAGAAUUUCUUAAGAUCAAUGAGAGAGCGCCUCUUUAUCGGUGUAAGAAAACCAAUAAUGUGAUGGAAUGUCAGAAAUGUGUGGAAAAUAACAUUAUGAACGCUUUCUGUCUGCCUGGAAAAAAAAAUAAGUAGCCUAAUUUUCUUUUUCUUGAAAAUGCUUCGGUCAAUGAUCAAACUGUGGCAUAAUAAAUCUUUAAAGUAUCAUUUUUGAAUACCUGUCCUGUACCUAAUAAAAUAAAUUGAAUCAUGUA
Molecule: messenger RNA, 1054 nt
Organism: Pimephales promelas (fathead minnow)
Lineage: Eukaryota; Metazoa; Chordata; Actinopteri; Cypriniformes; Leuciscidae
Source: RefSeq, a predicted model, not a curated record